This is a messenger RNA of Cuscuta campestris, 289 nucleotides long. NCBI's taxonomy places the organism in Eukaryota, Viridiplantae, Streptophyta, Magnoliopsida, Solanales, Convolvulaceae. The record is from the annotation of a GenBank genome assembly.
AAGUAAAAGAGAAAUAAGCGCUCUUAGCUGUGAUGGCGAAAAUGGAAGUAGAAGUGGUCAAGACCAUCUUGCUUGCAAAGCAGCAGCUGCCUGAAGUGGAGAUAGAGAAGUACCAGAAGUUCCAGGGAAGCAUCAUGCCAAAGGGGGGGACACGAAAUUGCUGCACGAACGCCUGCGCCUCUAUGUGUGAGGUUUUGGGAAAGGUGUGUGAGCGCUUGUGCUUCUGCUGCUUAUAAUAAGUGAAGUAUUAAUAAUGAUGAAGUUCAAACAAUAAUAAUGAUGGAUUAAU